CCCCGCCCCUCCCCAAUUCUAAAAAAAAAAAAAUCCCCAAAACUUUAAAGUAGGGCCUCUGUAAAUAAAAGGAGGGUUACAAAGGACGUCCAAGUUUUCCAAAAUCAUCCCAAAUGAAAGCCAAGAAAAGCAACAAGGACAGUAUUAGUUUCGGGCAUCUGUACCUUCUCUACAAGUACAGAGAAUAUACUCAGUUACUGUUUAUCUAAGUGGCAGUAAAUACUCUGGGAUACUCCUCCCAUGGAGCUUAAUCUGUAGUGUUGGAAGACACCCCCAAUAAAUAAAAUUAAUUACAUGUUAGAAAUAGAAAAGUGCUAUGGAAAAGGUCUGGAGGUGAGAGAGCAAGCUCUGUGGAUACCUGGGGGUAUCUACCCAGGGUGUCUAUCGAGGCAGAGGAACAAGCACAAAGGCUCCAUAGUGGAAGCAUGCUUCACUCAAUUGAAGAAUGGCAGGCCAGUCUGGCUGCAGCGGAACAAAUAAGGGGAAAGUGGUAGAAGAUGAGAUCAGAGUGUUAGUGUGGAUGAUGGAGAUCUUGAAGGGCUCUGUGGGCCAUUGUAAGGACUUUGGCUUUGUUCGGAGAUAGGAGAGCAAGUGUGUUGAGAAUAGGAUAAACAGGGCAAGAGUAGGAGUGAGACCAGUUGGCAGGCAUUUGUAGUGAUCCAGGCAACAGAUGAUGGGUGCUUAGACCAGGGUGGCAGCACUGGAGGUGGUGAGAAGUGGUCAGAUUCUGUAUGUAUUUUGAGAGUACAGCCAACAGGAUUUGCAGAGGAACUGGAGGUGGGUUGUGUGAUAAAGAGAAUGAUGACCACAAGGUGUUUGAACUGAGCAACUAGAAGGACGAGUUGCCAUUUACUGAAGUAGGGAAAACUGCGGGAGUAAGAGUUACGGCAUUGGGGGAGGAAGGAUCUCAAAAAUUCAGUUUUGAACGUCCUAUACUAGAGAUAUUCAUUAAACAAGUAAGGAGUUAAGGAGACAGCUCAAGGUCAGAGGAGAAACGCAUGCUGGAGAUAUAAGUUGGGAGUUGAUCACAUUUGGAUGGUAUUUAGAACAUCCAGACUGAACAAGAUUACUGAGAAGUGUUCACAGAAAAAGAAGAGCGGUCCAGGGAUUCCAACAUUUAGUUGGUUUCCAAAUGAGCAGCUUCACCAUCCCUUGGGAACUUGUUAGGAAUGCAAAUGCUCAGGUCCCACUCCAGAUUCCCGAAUAAGGGUUGAGUUUAGCACUGUUUUAACAAGACUUCCAGGCGGUCAUGGUACAGUUUGAGAACCACUGGUUUAGAGGCUGCGGUCACUUUAUAUCAUCUCUGUUCCCGCCACAAUGGGCGGGCUGAUAAUGGGCGCAGAAAGGAAGCGAUGCGGCGGCCUCCCCUCCCGAGGGAGCACCGCCGGUAGAGAGGGAAUCCAGGGUAGGUCGGGGGUGGCGCCCUUGGCUCGUCACAGUUGCGGGGCAGUGAACGUCCUCUGCGAGGCGGGAGUUAGUGCGGCCGAAUACAUCUUCUGAGCCGGGGCCCAGCGUCCGCAUCCAAGAAGGAGGGCCUAACAGGCUUGGAAGGGUUUCUCAGGGGCCCAACUCUCUCGGCGACCCAAUAAGUGCGCGACUUCGGUACAGUGCCGGCCCGGAGUGGAGAGGGCAGCCUGGCCAACAUCCCGCAGAGUCCUCUGGGAAGCGGCCACCGGUGACGUAGACCGCGCCUCGCGGAGGAUUCUGGGAGUCGUAGUUCAGCCUCGAGAUCCGGCCGGCUCAACUUGGCCCGGCCGGCUCUCAGAUGCCUUUGUUGCUAGGCCGGGGCUGCUUCUGCGUGGUGCGGGAGGUCGAACCUGGGGUCGAGGAGGCCUAAGCGCGGGUCCUUCCAAGUCUGAGUGGGCGGAAGGAGGGCGGCGGGAGGGCCCCGGGGUGGCGCCAGGCUGCCCUGCGAGGGUUGCGCGCGCGUUCCCGGGCCUCUGAGUGCACCAGAGCGGCGGACCCCCGGGGUCCCUCGCGCGUUCGCUGCGCCCUUCUUCCGCGGCCGUCGUCGCCUGCGCGGGCCAGGGGAGGGAGUCUCCAUGGAGCCUGGGGGCAGAGGUGACAAGUAGCCGUGUAUGGAAGUUUCUGCAAGUUUACUGCAAGGCAAGAGUAAUUGUCAUGGCUCCUAUCUCUACUUGUAGGGUCGCUUUCUGAGGACUCAGACCUUCCCAGUGCUGAAAACCCUAAAGAAAAUGGCAUGGUCACUGUGUUGCUGACCGCUGCGUCCCAGGAGUCAUUGGUAAUCAGGGAUAUGGCCGAGGCUCUCACCCAGUGGAAGCAGCUGAACCCUCCUCAGGGAGAUGUGCCUGAGAAGCACAGGAAUCUGGUCUUGCUGGGGCUUCCAAUUUCCAAGCCCGAUGCGAUCUCUCCUUUGGAGUGCGGAAAGGAGCUGGAGAGAGAAGUCUCAAAAGCAGCUCUUUCAGACUGGGAGACAAGACCAGAGAGUAAGGACCUAACUCCAGAGCAGGAUAUUUCUGAAGAAGAAUCAGCCCCUGGGGUGUUAAUAGCAAGAUUUCCAAAGGAAAGUUCCAGUGAAUACGAGGAUUCUUCAGAGAGUCAGCAGGAAAACCAUGAGAAACAUUUAAUACAGGAGGUUGUUGCUCAGAAGAAAUCUUCUGGGGAGAGAAGUUACCAGUGUCAUGAAUUUGGGAGAAGUUUUAGUCGAAGGUCAUUACUUGUUCAACAGCAAGGAGAGAGACUACAUAACUGUGAUUCAUUUAAAAAGAACUUAAAACAAAAUUCAGAUCUAAUGAGGCACGAGAAAGUUUGUGCAGAAAAGAAACCUUGGCAGUGUAAUGAGUGUGAGAAAGCCUUUAGUUACUACUCAGCUUUUGUCUUGCAUCAGAGAAUUCACACAGGAGAAAAACCCUACGAAUGUAAUGAAUGUGGUAAAGCUUUUAGCCAGAGUAUACAUCUUACGCUACACCAGAGAAUUCAUACUGGAGAGAAACCCUACGAGUGUCAUGAAUGUGGGAAAGCCUUCAGUCACCGCUCUGCCCUUAUUCGGCAUCAUAUAAUUCAUACUGGAGAGAAACCCUAUGAAUGCAAUGAAUGUGGGAAGGCCUUUAAUCAGAGCUCAUACCUCACUCAACAUCAGCGAAUUCAUACUGGAGAGAAACCUUAUGAGUGUAAUGAAUGUGGGAAGGCCUUUAGCCAAAGCACAUUCCUUACCCAGCAUCAGGUCAUUCACACUGGAGAGAAACCCUAUAAGUGUAAUGAAUGUGGGAAAGCCUUUAGCGAUCGAUCGGGCCUUAUUCAGCACCAGAGAACUCAUACUGGGGAGAGGCCUUAUGAGUGUAAUGAGUGUGGGAAAGCCUUUGGCUACUGUUCAGCCCUGACUCAACACCAGAGAACUCACACUGGGGAGAAACCCUAUAAAUGCAAUGAUUGUGCCAAAGCCUUCAGUGACCGCUCAGCCCUCAUUCGUCAUCAGAGAACACACACUGGAGAGAAACCUUACAAGUGUAAGGACUGUGGAAAAGCUUUCAGCCAGAGCUCAUCUCUUACAAAGCAUCAGAAAACUCACACUGGAGAAAAACCCUAUAAGUGUAAGGAAUGUGGAAAAGCUUUCAGCCAGAGCUCAUCCCUUUCUCAACAUCAGAAAACUCAUGCUGGAGGGAAAACCAAAGAAUACGGAAAAGCCUUUAGUGAGCAUUCAGCCUUUGGCCAGCAGAAGAGAAUUCAUACUGGAUAAAGACUAUGUAAAUGUGGUACAUUUGGAAGAUUUUUAUUGAACAUUUACUAAACGUGGUGUGAGCGCUACAAAGGAGUUUAAGAAUGUGUUACAAACAAGAUAUUAAUUGAGAAGUCAUUGUUGGCGUGGGACAUAGCUUACUUAGAAUGUGAAGGAGGAGUUUUACAUUUUUUUCAGUGCAGCAGAGGACUUUGAAUUUCCCUGGGGAAAGAGGAAGAUUAUUUCCAGCACCCUAAUGUGUAUGUAAGCUUCCAAAUCCUUGAGAGAGAAACAGGGUGUGCGAUGAUGGAAAGAAGACAUCUUGUCUGGGCUGGGUCAUCUCUUAAUGCUAAGGAGAUGGAGUUUUGAAGAGAUGAGUGGUUCUUUAGGGAAGUUGCAGAGGCAGAAAUAAGAGAUUGAGAAUUCACAAUGAGUUUGUCCAGGGUUGAGAGUGGAGGCGAAAGGGAAGUUGUCCUUAGGCUCAAGUACAAGGGCACUUAGGAGGUAGAUGGGAAGGAGAGAGAAAGAGAACCGGGGGGAAUGAACUCAAGAAAUGUUGAUUGAGAUAACUGCUCAAACGAGUGCUCCCAACUGGGGAAAUAUUCAUCAUUUGGUCAGUUGCAGUUUCUACCCUGAAGCCAAGGAGCACUGGCCUGGCAGUCUGCUUCUGCACUUUCUGUCUUUGAGAUCUUGCUUGUUGAUUUGCUGCCUGCUAAGAAUCGCGUUAACUCCAAGGGUCAAGACUGACAGCCUAGAAAGUACAGUAGGGACCUUUGAUGUUUUCAGUCUAUUUUAAGCUACCUAUUUUAAGCUAAGUUCCCUGAGAAUGUGCUUAUUUAUAAAGAUGUUACCUCAAUUGUCCGUAGUUAGUACUUUAGGCUUAUUCUUAGUUGUAGACCUGAACUGACGCUGCGUAUUGGAUUGUGAAAGACUUGAAAAGACUCCAAAAUACUUACCUUUCACCAUUUUACUCUUGCGUAGAAGCAGACGAUGUCUUUGUAUAUAUAUUUUUUUCAUUGAAACUUCAAAGGUUGUCACUGCACA
Felis catus (domestic cat) is the source of this 4720-nucleotide messenger RNA. RefSeq names its product zinc finger protein 501-like. The coding region runs from base 2201 to 3697 and encodes 498 amino acids. Gene Ontology annotation, cellular component: nucleus. Gene Ontology annotation, molecular function: RNA polymerase II cis-regulatory region sequence-specific DNA binding; DNA-binding transcription activator activity, RNA polymerase II-specific. Lineage: Eukaryota; Metazoa; Chordata; Mammalia; Carnivora; Felidae. Gene Ontology annotation, biological process: regulation of transcription by RNA polymerase II. The transcript has 5 exons. The record is from RefSeq and is a predicted model, not a curated record.